CACAAAAUUUUCAAAAUGGCGGCCGUCAAUGCUUUGACAAAUAUUCCUGACUUUAGCGGAGGUUUCUCCUUUGAAAACUGCAAUAGAAAUGCUAUGUUAGGAAAGAUGGGAGUGAAAGCCCCGACAGCCAGAAAAACUGGGACCACGAUUGCCGGUAUCGUCUUCAAGGAUGGUGUUAUCCUUGGUGCAGAUACAAGAGCAACAGAGGAUACCGUUGUUGCAGAUAAAAAUUGUGCUAAAAUUCAUUACAUUGCUCCAAAUAUUUAUUGCUGUGGUGCUGGGACUGCAGCAGACACAGAGAAUGUCACAGAUUUGAUUUCUUCUCAAAUUCAACUUCACUCGCUAUCUACUGGUCGGCAGGCAAGAGUUGUGACUGCUUUACGUAUGCUCAAACAGAGAUUAUUUAGGUAUCAGGGAUAUAUCAGUGCAGCAUUAGUCCUAGGGGGUGUGGAUUUCAAUGGUCCUAAACUCCAUACWGUGUACCCCCAUGGUAGUACAGACUCUCUGCCCUAUGUGACCAUGGGCUCUGGUUCCUUAGCUGCYAUGUCUGUCUUUGAAUCUAGAUACAGACCAGAUAUGGAGCUUGAAGAAGCCAAGCUGCUUGUUCGAGAUGGCAUUGCAGCUGGUAUAUUUAAUGACUUGGGUUCUGGUAGCAAUGUUGACUUGUGUGUCAUAACCAAAGAUGGAGUGAACUACAUCAGACCAUACGAUGUUGCUAAUGUCAAGGGAGAAAGACAGGGCAAAUAUACUUACAAGAGGGGAACUACAG
This is a messenger RNA of Exaiptasia diaphana, 769 nucleotides long. Its product is annotated as proteasome subunit beta type-7. The record is from RefSeq and is a predicted model, not a curated record. NCBI's taxonomy places the organism in Eukaryota, Metazoa, Cnidaria, Anthozoa, Actiniaria, Aiptasiidae. Gene Ontology annotation, cellular component: proteasome core complex. Gene Ontology annotation, molecular function: threonine-type endopeptidase activity.